Molecule: messenger RNA, 2008 nt
Organism: Python bivittatus (Burmese python)
Lineage: Eukaryota; Metazoa; Chordata; Lepidosauria; Squamata; Pythonidae
Source: RefSeq, a predicted model, not a curated record
GUUCUUUUUCCUUUUUCCUUUUUCCUUUUUCCUUUUUCCUUUUUCCUUUUUCCUUUUUCCUUUUCUUUUCUUUUUUCUUUUCUUUUCUUUUUUCUUUUGCAGUGCAUUCCUGUUUCCCCAAAGGCUGCAGAUUCUCAGGAACCACAGUCAGCCCACAGGUUAUGUAACCUUGCUCUAAAGGAGCUCCUCCUACCUUUCAGAGGCCAAACUCUAAAACUAGCAGGGAAAUAUAUUUGUUUUUCCUUGCUGAGGUCUCUUGUGUGGUGGAAAGAAGCUGACAGAACAAGAAGAACAACAGCCCAAAGAAGGAACCAUGGUACGCCGUGUAGCAAUUAUUGGAGCAGGAGUGAGUGGUCUUGCAUCCAUCAAAUGCUGCCUGGAUGAGGGGCUGGAGCCAACAUGCUUUGAGAGGAGCGAUAGCGUUGGAGGACUGUGGCGAUUCACGGAGACUUCAGAGGAAGGCAGAGCCAGCAUUUACAGAUCUGUGUUUACCAACUCAUGCAAAGAAAUGAUGUGUUUCAUGGACUUCCCUUUCCCAGAGAAUUUUCCCAACUAUAUACACAACUCCAAGCUUCAGGAAUAUAUUGAACUAUAUGCCAAGCAUUUUGAUCUCAUUAAAUACAUACACUUUAAGACACAUGUGACCAAUAUUAAGAAGCACCCAGAUUUCUCUGUCUCUGGCCAAUGGGAUGUCAUGACACAGAAGGAUGGCAAGAUGGAAUCAGUUACUUUUGAUGCUGUCAUCAUUUGCACUGGACAUCAUGUCUAUCCACAUAUCCCAGCUGAUAGCUUCCCUGGGUUAGAGAAAUUUCAGGGUACCUUCUUUCACAGCCGGGAAUACAAAGGCCCUGAAAAGUUCAAAGGGAAAAAAGUUCUGGUGAUUGGCCUGGGGAAUUCUGGAAGCGACAUUGCUGUUGAGCUUAGUCAUACAGCCUCUCAGGUUUGCAUCAGCUCUAGAAGUGGAUCCUGGAUAAUGAGUCGUGUCUGGGACAAAGGCUACCCUUGGGACAUGUUGAUUGUAACUCGCUUUGAGGCAUUCCUCAGAAACAUCCUCCCUACAGCCAUCUCUGACUGGCUGUAUGUCAAGCAAAUGAACAGAUGGUUCAAACACGAAAACUACGGUCUGAUACCCGUGAAUAGGACUCUGCGAAAGGAGCCUGUCUUCAAUGACGAUCUCCCAAGCCGCAUUAUCUGUGGCACUGUUGUAGUGAAACCCAACGUGAAGGAGUUUACAGAAACCUCUGCAAUAUUUCAAGAUGGGAGUGUGCUGGAAGGCCUUGAUCAUGUCAUCUUUGCUACAGGCUACAGAUUUGCCUACCCCUUCAUGGAUGAUGAAUCCAUUAUAAAGAGUAGAAAUAAUGAAGUCACCUUAUACAAAAGCAUCCUUCCCCCUCUGCUGGAGAAACCAACCAUGGCAGUCGUUGGCUUAGUCCAGUCCCUUGGAUCUGCUAUCCCAACUGCAGAGCUUCAGGCUCGCUGGGCUACAAGAGUAUUUAAGGGAUUAUGUGAGCUGCCUUCAAAGACCACCAUGUUGGAUGACAUAGAUGAGAAAAUGGGGAAGAAGCUCAAAUGGUUUGGCCAGAGCGAUACCCUGCAAACAGAUUAUAUUCUCUAUAUGGAUGAACUCGCCUCCAGCAUAGGUGUCAAGCCCAACAUCCCACUUCUCCUUCUGACAGAUCCCUGGCUGGCACUGAAAGUCUUCUUUGGCCCCUGCAGUCCAUAUCAGUUUCGUCUCACUGGGCCAGGGAAAUGGGAUGGAGCCAGAAAUGCAAUCCUAACGCAGUGGGACCGAACGCUGAAGGUCACAAGGACACGAACUGUACGCAACUCUCAGAAGUGUCUUUCUUUCUUUGUUUUGCUCAAAAUCCUUGUCAUUCCUCUUCUCGUUGCUGCUGUUUUUAUGGUGUUGACCUAAGUAACUUCAAUGUCAAACUAGACAAUGCCAUGGAAUUUUUAACUAUGUUUUAUUGGAAAGCAAAAUAUUUUUAAUAGUAUUUUUAUUAAAAAU